Lactuca virosa is the source of this 414-nucleotide messenger RNA. Lineage: Eukaryota; Viridiplantae; Streptophyta; Magnoliopsida; Asterales; Asteraceae. The record is from the annotation of a GenBank genome assembly.
AUGAAUUCAAUACGAAUUUUUUUUGAUGAAAAGUCAAAAACAUCUUCCACCUCUAUUUUUAGGUUCCAAGGAUUUUCAUAUCACAAAGAUUGCUUUCUGUUGGAGACGAUGGUCUGGCAACUUGAAGUGUUUUCCACAAACCAGCGCUUCCCUCUCCUUCUACCAGCUCCAUGUGACUCCUGCUUCGAUCGUCUCGUGUUUCUCAUUAAGUUUGUGGUAAAAACCACAAUUUCAGGAAAUCAAAUCAAUGACUUUACUUGCCGCAAGAACAAAGGGGAAGCAGAAAACACCGACUCCACCACACCGUUGACGAGUUCGACAGGGAAAUCAACAACGCAUACCGGCACUGAUGAUGGUGGUGGUUGCCGGUGGCGGUGGCUUCUACUUCUUUGGAAACGGAUUCGGUUUCCUUGA